Messenger RNA from Mixia osmundae IAM 14324, 1183 nucleotides. RefSeq lists its product as uncharacterized. NCBI's taxonomy places the organism in Eukaryota, Fungi, Basidiomycota, Mixiomycetes, Mixiales, Mixiaceae. The transcript is spliced from 5 exons. Bases 1 to 963 code for a protein of 320 amino acids. The record is from RefSeq and is a predicted model, not a curated record. Gene Ontology annotation, molecular function: RNA binding.
AUGGCAUCAGCAGCCACGAAGCUGAGGACGUACCUCAAGGGGGAUGUGUCCAUCCAGUCCAACUUCAGACACUUGUACGAGUACAAAGGGAUGAACAAACCCGUCAAACAAGCCGAAGGGCCCACGAUCCAGUGGCCAAACGAAAAGCAUCGCAUCAAGUUCUGGAACAUCCACCCUGGUGAUCAGGUCGUCGUACGGGAGGGUCCGCCCGCCCUUGUCGGACAAGUGGGCACAGUGAGGAUGGUGGACAGGUUGGGCAACAGGCUUUACUUUCAUGAGGAUCAAUUCCACAGGGUCUUGUCGGAAAGGGAGAUUAGGAGGAAUAGUAGGCUGGGCCCCAACGAGGCCAUCCCGCCGGGCGCAGGACUCGAACCGAUACCGAUUCACUACUCCAAUGUUGCCCUCGUCAUAGGCACAAAGCUAUCACCCAAGCUAGACGAACGGGGUGAGGCCAUCAAGGACAAGAAAGGCAACCCCGUCAUCGCUUCGACAGAAAGAAUGGUCGCAGGACGACUGAAACGAGGAGCGAGGAUAUACAAUCACGAGACGAAACGGAUCGAGUGGUCGAGGAUAGCGGUCAAUACAAAGAUACUACGAUCGGAUGGCAGGCUCGUUCCUGACCUCGACGACUUUGCUUCUGGCUCGGUCAUACCUCUGCCCACCGAGACAAAACCGACGCUGAGAAGUCCCGCGAGUUUUGAGAUGAAACCGAGCGAAGCGGCCAGAGUGACCUGGACGCCCACGCUUGUCGAUAUCAGGUUGCCGGAGAACCGACCGAAGGAGCUGGAUAUACCCGAGAUCGAUCUCGGCGGGAAAGCGUUCGACAAGAUGAGGAAGAUGCACGGGCCUAAAGCGCGCAAGGUCGAGCUGGCUCAGAUUGCCAAUGCGGUCAAACGACAGGACAUUGCCCAAGCUGUCUUACUGCAGAGUGCGGGAAGGACGAGCCAGCGUACGACGAGAUGAUUACAUUGUUGCAUUGCAUUGUACUGUCGUCGAGUAGCUAGUCCUUCUCACCCAAUCGCUGAAGAUAACCAUCAAUCUCUUCUGCGCCCAUCUGUAGACUCAUUGUCAGUUCUCCUUGUGACCUCCGACAGCUUGGUGAAGCCUACCGUCCUGAAGCGGUAGAUUGACUUUGAACCGCCUUCGCUUUUUGAGACGAUGCCAAUCUCAAUCUCUGUACUCU